Messenger RNA from Emiliania huxleyi CCMP1516, 3828 nucleotides. RefSeq lists its product as hypothetical. The record is from RefSeq and is a predicted model, not a curated record. Bases 1 to 3828 code for a protein of 1275 amino acids. Gene Ontology annotation, molecular function: protein binding. The transcript is spliced from 6 exons. Lineage: Eukaryota; Haptophyta; Isochrysidales; Noelaerhabdaceae.
AUGCGCGCAGCCCUCGAGCGGGCGGCGGGCCUCUCUGUGCCGGCCCGGCGGACGGGGCUCAAGGAGAGAGCGCUCCGCUUCCAUGUGCGGUACCUGGACGGGAGCGUCGAGGCUCGCGUGGCGGAGUGGGAUGCGCUGUCGGAGCUGCUCCACGAGAAUGAGCAGCUGCGACGCGCUGUCGACGGCGGGCUCGCGGCGGCUGGCGGCGGUGUCGGGGCCUCCGCUGAUGCGGCCGCCGCUGGCGCGUCUGGAGUCGGCCAUUGCGUCCGGUUGCGCGCCGGCGCGGCGGUGCGGCUGCGCUCGUGCAUGGACGCAUGGAAGGUGUUCACGUUGCGGUCUCGGUGGAGGCGACACGCGGCGCAGGCAGGACGAAGUAAGCCGGGCUCUCUCUCAAGCAAGUCCGUCUCGCUGCAGCAACAGCAGCUGAAGCCAGAUAAUCCGGAGCUUGACGACGCGAUAGCGAAGCGGCAGGACGAUGCGGCCGACGCGGAGAUGGGCUCUGCGGCAAGCAAGCAAGCCCGAGGGCCGAUGCAGCUGGUCCAUGAUGUCCAGCGGGCGGAGCAGUCGGCCGACAUACUUCGGAUCGUGGCGGAAGCCAGGCUCGCCGCCCCAUCGGCACAGGGCGACCCGAGCCAGGAGUGGCAGAUGGGGCAAUGGCUAAACUCACUCGGGCUGAACGACGCCAUCGCCGCCGCGCUCCUCUCGCCAAUCUCGGCCGACGCAUCACUGGCGCUCGAUUCGGCCGACGCAUCGCUGGCGCUACCCUUCGUGCGCGCGCUAGGUAAGCUCGGCUCACGCGAGUCGGUGGCCGCGCUCCUCCGCCAGGCUGGUCCUCACCUGCUCGACCGCAUCGCCGACGCUGUUUGGGACGGCGCGUCGACCCUCAUCGCCUCGGGCGGCGCCACCGGAGCAGAGCUACACGCAAAGUUCGUGCAGGAGGGCGAGUCUUUCACCAUGUCGUACGGAGGGCUGGACACCUUCUUCGGCGGGCUGGAGGGCCUGAUCGGGACGCCCAACCCCAAGCUGCGGGAGGCGAUGAAGCGGGAGCACUGUGACUCGGCCGAUUCCGGGCUCCCCUUCAACGCGGGCAACUAUGGGACAACGACGACGGCGAAGACGGAGUAUCACUUCGUGGUCGACCCGGAGCACACCGACUUUGGGCCGGGCAGCAAGCACCCGUGGCCCGAGGACACCAAGCUGCGCGAGAGGGAGGACACGCGCAGCCUUUGCCGCAAGCCCCGCCCGCUCUCUGACUUCGCGAUCGACUUGCAGCGGGUCAACGAGCAGCUUGCGACGCAGGACUGCACCUCGCUCUGCGAUGAGGAGUUCUGGGGAGCGCGGCUGUACACCGGGCCAAUGUUCAUCAAAUACAACGCGAUCCUGCGCGGCCUGGGCGGGAAGGCUCCCUUUUUUGUGCAGAAGCUGGAGCAGCUGUGCUUGGGCAACAACUACACGACGACGCUGCACAUCAUCAACUCAGCGUGCGUCAAGCUCUCCAAGAUCAUGACCGCGCAAAAGGUCUACCGCGGCGUGAGCGGCGGCGUGCUGCCGAGCGAGUUUUGGGCCAAGAACGAGUGGAACGUCGCGGGCGGCGUCGAGUUCGCGUUCAUGUCGACCACGCUCGACAAGGAGGUGGCGCUCCACUACGGGGGGAGCGGCGGGGCGGGUCUCUGCUUCGAGAUUCAGAUGGGGAUGGUGGAUCGCGGCGCCUCGCUCUCGUGGCUGAGCCAAUACCCUCACGAGUCCGAAAUCCUUUUCGCCCCUAUGACGGGACUCGAGGUGCUCGGCACGAGGGUGGAGAGCGGCGUCAUCGUUGUCGAGACGCGCCUCUCGGUCAACCUCACCGCGCUGACCAUCGAGCAGGUCGUCUCACGGCGGCGCAAGCUGUGCAUGGACAUGUGCGAGUCGAUGCAGCUCGAACUGGCCCACGAGAUGACGCAGACGGCGUGGUCCGAGCUCAGGGAGCUCACCGACGGGGCGGAGGCGGCCUUCGAUCUGCCCGGCUAUGCGAAGAGCGUGCUGCGAGACAUGCUGGCCGAGUCGACGUCGCAUCCGCCCGAGCACUACAACAACGAAGCCAACAUGCUGAUGCGAAUGAAGGAUGCGGUGCAGGCGAAGAACGCGGUUAGCGAUUUGCCUAACGGAUGGGAGCGCUUGCAGAUGGCGGCGCCCAACCUGCCGGCGCUGCUGUCGGCCUCGGACCUCAACGUGAGGUCGAUGAAGAGCAACCUCAAGGCGGGCGGCGCAGGUGCGCUUUCCGUGCUCAUGUGCUGCUCGCAGGCGCUGCACAGCCUGAAGGCGAGCGGCGAGGAGAUGGGGCCGGAAGGCGCGGUGUACCUCGGCCACGGCAUCGCGGGCGCCACCUCGAUCACGGAGCUCGACGUGUCGAACAACAAGCUGUGCGGCAUCGAGGCCGCAGAUGAGCGGGAGGCGUACAACGGCACGCACUUCGGCACCUUCUGUAAGCUGCUCGCCAAGAACUCGAGCCUCACCAGCCUCGACGUGUCGGCAAACUACAUCCUGGCCGACGGCACCACGGCGCUGUGCGCCGCGCUCGCCGGGAACAAGCGGCUCAAGACGCUCAAGCUCAACGACUCGGCGAUGCAAGAGGCGGGCUGGAUCGCCCUCGCGAGGAUGGUCGAGGACGCGCCCUCGCUCUUGGUGCUCGAGGCCAACUGCAACCUCGAGUUGAUGCGCCCUGCCGAGAUCCCAGCCGUCGCCAAGGCCAUCGCCUCGGCAGUGGGGCGCAGCAAGAGCCUCACUAGCGUCGACCUCUCCUCGCAGGAGUGGAAGAAUGGCGAGGCCAGCGGCCUGCUUCCGCCGCUGCUGGACUGCAAGUCGCUGGCCACGCUCAACCUCUCCUGCGCCGAGUGCGGGCCCCACAUUGGCGCGGGCCUGGCGCAGCGCCUGAAAGGCCACCCGGCGCUCACCAGCUUGCAGCUCGACUCCUGCGAGCUGGGGUCGGGCGCGCUGCCCAUCUGCGCCGCCGUCGGCGACUGCGGCCUCACUGAGCUCAACCUCUCCAGCAACGAGCUGGACGCGGCUGCUGCCAACGCGCUCGGCGAGGCGCUGGCCAGCAGCGUGACGCUCAAGAGGAUUGACAUCCAGUCUAACCUGAUCGAGGAGGGCGGCGUGGCGCUGGGCAAGGGCCUCGCCGCCAGCACGUCGCUGACGGAGCUUGAGCUCAGCGACUGCGCGCUGGGCGACGAGGGCGGCGCGGCCGUCCUCGAGGCGCUCAGGGGCAACACCACGCUCCAGGUCCUCAAGAUGAGCGACAACAAGUUGAGCGCGGGCGUGGCUCCCGCGCUGCGCGCGAUCGGCGAGAGCACCUCGCUGACGCAGCUCGACCUGUCGGAGAACAAGCUGGGCCCCGACGCGUGCGCUGACCUUGCCGCCGGUAUCGCGAAAAAUGCGUCGCUGCGAGAGCUCGAGCUGAACUACUGCGCGCUCGGCGCCGGCUGCGCCGCGCUGGGCGACGCGCUCAAAUCGAACUCGACGCUCACGUCGCUACAGCUCAACGACAAUGGGAUCAUGAAGGCCGAGGCCGCCUUGCUGAGGGAUGCCUAUCGCCGCCGCGCGGAGCGGCUGCGCAAAGAGCUGGACGAGCGUGGCGAGAAGGGGAAGAAGACGUGGACUAUUCAGGUCGACCAGACGCACAAGUUUACCGGGCGCGACCUCGACCUCGACGACCUCAACCUCGACCUCGACGACCUCGACGACCUCGACGCGUCGAGGGCCUCGGAUGCGAGCAGUAUCUCCGACGCCGAGGAGGGCGCGAGCGACCUCGACGACCUCGGCCUCGACGACCUCGACCUCGACCGCGAGUAG